This is a messenger RNA of Pistacia vera, 1464 nucleotides long. RefSeq names its product vicilin-like seed storage protein At2g18540. The coding region runs from base 30 to 971 and encodes 313 amino acids. Lineage: Eukaryota; Viridiplantae; Streptophyta; Magnoliopsida; Sapindales; Anacardiaceae. The transcript has 8 exons. The record is from RefSeq and is a predicted model, not a curated record.
UUCCCUCUCUUUAGUCUAUCUGAACCAAAAUGGCCAGAGAUCGAGACGACACUCACGAAGGAGACGACGAAGUUCCACCAUCGAAGAUGAAAUCGAAAUACAAGUCGCGAGAAAGUUCCGAUUCAGAAUCCGAAGGUGACAGAAAACACGUAAAAAUCGAUAAACGAAAGCGGAAAUCAGGAAAACGACGCCGUAGCAGAAGCGACGAAGAUUCAGAUUCAGAGUCAGAAUAUUCUUCUUCCUCGUCCGAGUACUCGGAGUCGGAGUCGGAAUCUCAGCCGGAGUCGGAGAGCGAAGAGGAGAAGAGGAGAAGGAAGAGAAAGGAGAGGAAGAGAAGAAGAGAAAAGGAAGAGGAGAGAGAAAGGAAACGAAGGAAGAGAGAGAAAGAAAAGAGGAAGAGAGAGAAAGAAAAGAAAGAGAAGAGAAAGAAGAAAAAGAAGGAGAAGCUGGAGAGAGGUAAGAGAGGAGCUGUAACGAAUUCUUGGGGCAAAUAUGGAAUUAUCAGAGAAACAGAUAUGUGGAAUAAGAGGCCUGAGUUCACAGCAUGGCUAGCAGAAGUGAGACAGGUGAACCUGGAAAGUUUGCCGAACUGGGAAGAGAAGCAAAUGUUCAAACAAUUCAUGGAGGAUCACAACACAGCUACCUUUCCUUCCAAAAAGUAUUAUAACCUUGAUGCUUAUCACAAACGCCAAAUGGAAAAAGAAUUCAUGAAGGGUUUUAAAAAGGUCUCACAAAAGGAACGUACUAUAUUCAAUGAUGAAGAACAGCGUCGAUUGGAAUUGCAGCAAGCUCGUGAAAAGCAAAAGGAAGAAGAGGUGGAAGCUUUAAAGCGCUCUAUGCAGAGUGGAAUGGCACAAGCAAUGAAAGAGCAAGCUCAGCUCAGGGAAGAGAUGGCUUAUCAAUACAAACUUGGCAACUUUGAGGCUGCAGCUGCUAUUCAGAGAAGAUUGGACCCAGAUGUUGCCAUGUAAGAUGGUUAGCUAUAUUGUCGGGAGUUUACUGCUUACAGGUUGUGUUUAAAUACAGAGUUCUACACUACCAAGAUCCAUGAAAUCUUUUUGUGCUCAUAUCCUCCAUUUAAGAGACCAGCAGAUUGAUGCUGUGUUCUAGGUUUGAACCAUCUUGUGACUUUGGUUUCUCCUCUAUAGCAUGUUUGCAGAUUCAUAGGCAUAGACAUUUCUACUGCUAUUCAUAUACUAAAUUAUUAGUAUCAAGUUAUUUUUUAUGAUUAAACAAGAGAGUUAAGUAGUGAGCAAUGGUGAGACGAGAUGGCGGAAGAUAUCAGAGAUGUCUCAAAUUUUCCUUGGUGUAUUGUUUUGGCGGUUAAUGCACUAGUACUGUAGGUAGUUAUUAAAUCAAUUACUCUUGUGUUCUCUUCUAUAUAUGAGCUGCUUUAGCAUAAUUAUUAUACUCCGAUAGUAUUUCAUAAUGGAGUAUAAACAAUUUUUCACAGGUUACAAGUUC